Solenopsis invicta (red fire ant) is the source of this 3887-nucleotide messenger RNA. RefSeq names its product cGMP-dependent 3',5'-cyclic phosphodiesterase. The transcript is spliced from 12 exons. Gene Ontology annotation, cellular component: mitochondrial inner membrane; mitochondrial outer membrane; cytosol. NCBI's taxonomy places the organism in Eukaryota, Metazoa, Arthropoda, Insecta, Hymenoptera, Formicidae. Gene Ontology annotation, molecular function: 3',5'-cGMP-stimulated cyclic-nucleotide phosphodiesterase activity; 3',5'-cyclic-GMP phosphodiesterase activity; 3',5'-cyclic-AMP phosphodiesterase activity. The record is from RefSeq and is a predicted model, not a curated record. The coding region runs from base 1 to 2193 and encodes 730 amino acids. Gene Ontology annotation, biological process: negative regulation of receptor guanylyl cyclase signaling pathway; positive regulation of gene expression; regulation of mitochondrion organization.
AUGAGCUCAAAUCCGGUCUCCGACCCGGCGCGGAUCCUCGCGCUGAUCGAGCAGCUGUGCGACCUGCCGUACACGGAGGUGCAAAGGCGGCUAAACAAAUACAUACAAGAUGCAACAAAUGCAAGGCUAGUCUUUCUCAUAUCAGUAGAAUCUGAGGAAAUGGUUAUCCAUGUAAUAGGUGAAGAAAUUUUGGAUAGAGAAUUGCGAUUUCUUAUAUCAAACAAUGUUUUGUACGAGGCUGUGAUAAAUAAAACAUCAUUAGCCCUGAGCGUUGCGAAGCUCGAUAAUGAGUUAUUGAGAUACAUUAAUAGAAUAACGAACGCAACGCCGCAAUCCCUCUUGACAAUCCCGAUACAACAUCCCUUCAAGCAUUACACGGCUUUGCUUGUGUGCCUGAUAGAUUAUGUGGAUGAAGAUGAAACUAGACAUGCUUGUAUAGAGGUAGUUCAAGAAUGCUUUAGGUUUUGCCUUGGAUACUUGCUCAGUUCGUUACGUUGCUACGAGGAAAGUCGUAUAAAGCAACAAUGUCAAAAUUUAUUAGCCGUUUCUAGGAAACUCUUCACAUAUUUGGGAGACUUUUCCGAUCUCUUGCGUGAGAUUAUGGCUGAGGUCAGGAAACUAACAAACGCAGAGAGAUGUUCUUUAUUUCUUUUGGAUCCUGAUCAACAAGAUUUGGUCGCUAAAGUAUUCGAUGGCAUUUCCACGGGAGAAACUAUGAGCGAGAUGAGAAUACCUAUUGGACAAGGUAUAGCCGGUCAUGUUGCGACUACUGGUAAAUUACUUAACAUUCGAGACGCUUAUAAUCAUCCCCUGUUUUAUCGUGGGAUAGACGAGGCGACAGGGUUUAAGACUAGAAAUAUUUUGUGCUUUCCGAUACGGGAUGAGAAAGGCAUUGUUGGAGUGGCUCAAUUGUGCAAUAAAAUAAACAGUUUAUAUUUUGAUGCUUUUGAUGAACAAAUCGCGACAGCGUUUAGUAUCUAUUGCGGCAUAUCAAUAAUGCAUAGUAUUGUUUAUAAAAAGAUGCAGGAUGCUCAAGCACGAAAUAAGCUCAGUAAUGAGAUAAUGAUGUAUCACUUGAAGGUGGAAGAAUCUGCUGUGCAAGCACUGUUAAAUUGCAGAGACGAUCACAAUAUUAAAGAUUUCAACAAGUUCCAUUUUAGUCCAAGAAAUGUACCUUACAAACAUAUACCUUGCUAUACUAUUAAAAUGUUUACAGAUUUAAAUUUUUUGAAUCAUUGGAGAAUCAAAAUGUCAACGCUUGCAAGAUUUAUACUGUAUGUCAAAAAAGGCUAUAGAGAUGCACCUUAUCACAAUUGGACACAUGCAUUUUCCGUGGCACACUUUGCAUAUCUGCUGAUAAAAAAUAUGCAGCUCAUUGAGGAAAAUUACAUGACACCCUUACAGGCUCUGGUGUUUCUUGUAUCGUGUUUAUGUCAUGAUAUAGACCACAGAGGAACUAAUAAUUCAUUUCAAACUCAGUGCGGCACCAUACUAGCGAGUCUUUACAGUUCGGAAGGAUCCGUUAUGGAGAGACAUCAUCUUGCACAAACAAUGUGCAUUUUAAACACCGACGGCUGCAAUAUAUUUGAAAGUUUGGAUAGCAAUGAGUAUAGCGAAGCUCUAGACUUGUUGAGGACCAAUAUACUUGCGACUGACCUAGCCACCCACUUUCGUAGCAUAAAGAGCCAGGAAGAAAUGAUUCGUAGUAAUUAUAACAAAGAUGAUUUGAAACAACGGAAGAUGUUAUUCGAAAUGCUUAUGACUUGUUGCGAUCUUAGUGAUCAAACCAAAGAUUGGAAACUUUCAAGGAAAACAGCGGAACAAAUAUUCGAUGAAUUCUUUUCGCAAGGAGAUCUAGAGAAAAGCAUGGGCAAUGCACCAGCCGAAAUGAUGGAUAGAGAACGUGCGUCGAUUCCCGAUCUCCAAAUACAAUUCAUUACUAAUUUGGUUAUUCCCGUCUUUACUAAUCUGUCGUUAUUGUUCCCAUCGGCGCUACCAUUGGUCCACGUACUACAAAAUAAUUGUUCACUAUGGGAAGUGGCUAAGACCGUAUUUCAAAAGUAUUCGACGAAUGGAACGAAAGGAAUAGACGUUUUGCUUGAUCCCAACUUUGAAGACGAAGUGCUUAAGAUGUUUGCUCAAAGAGAAUGUUCUGUGGAAAAUCCCAAUCAAUGCACAAAAAGCGGAGAAUAAUUCAUAAAAUUUAAAUAAGGUUUAAUAACAUUCAAUUUGAAAUUUACAUGUAAGGUAUCUGAUGAUCAAAAUGAUAACAAGAAUGAUUCCAUUCGUAAUAAUGUGAUAAAUCUUUUGCAACUUUAUUGUAAAAAAAUCGAUUUCACAGAUUAAUCUACUUUUCUGAGGAUAUAUUUAAACUUAAGCAAUUGAAAAAAAAAAAUCAAAAUGUGAUUGUAAAAGCAAUGAGCUUGUUAUAUUUAACGAGAGAAUAGAUGUAGAUAAUAUGUAUUUAAAUAAUUCAAAAAAAGAUCAAAUGAUUAUUAGAUGUAUAUUGUGCACUGCCAAUUUAAAUAAUUUAUACUGCACAUUACAUAACAUUGAUAAUUGUAUGCUGAAUUUAAAAAGUUUAAUCCAUAGUUUGCAGUUUAUUGAUGUAUGGAUGUGCAAAAAAAUUUAUUCAUAUCAGUGCAUAUACAUGUGAUUGUAAAUUGUAAAUUGUAAACAAUAUUAGAAACACGAUCUAUAUAAUUUAUAGUAUACAAUGUGCCUAGUUUACUGUAUAAUCAGUUAUUUUUUUAAAUAAUAGAGUUAUUAAGAAAGUUGUCGAAAGUUAUUUUGUUUAAAAAAAUAUGUAACAAACAAAAUGUUUUAAAUUAUUUUUUUUUAUUUUUAAUAAAUUUUAUUUUCAAAUUUUAUAAGAAAAUAGAUCUAUUUUAUUAUAAUUUUUUUAUGGUAUUUUAUGAAAUUUUAUAAUAAAAUGAUUUUUCAGUAGUUGCUUACGGGGGUAUUAUCACUUGUGUUGCUCUUAAUUGGGAAGUCAAAUAUUUUAAUAAAAAAAUUAUUUAAAAAGUAAUUUAAAACUUUUGUUUAUCAUUUGUAUAAAUCUUGCUAAACAAAAUUUUAUUCGAAAACAUUUUUUUAUAUAAACUAUUAUUUAACAAAUACUGAAUACAUUUAAACCAGACACAUUGUAUUAUAUAUACAGGGUAUCCUAUUUCAAUGGAAACAGUGAAAUAUCUUGCAAACAAAGUAAUUGACAAGAAAAUGUUUCAGACAAAAAUAUAUUAUACGGUCUAAAUAAUAGAAAAAUCAAUGUUAAAAAAAUUGAUUUUUCAAGACUACAUGAAGGACACUAUUUUCUAAAAUGGAAUUAGGCAAUUUGUUCACAUCAAAUAAUUCGCCCUGUUAUUCUAUAUACAAAAGUAACUAAAUUAAAGUUUAUAUAUAAAAUAUCUCAUAAAUUAUUGAUUUUUUGAUAAUACUAUUUUAGUAUUUUUAUACACAGAAUAAUUAUCAUGGAAAAAUCAUAUAGUUUAUAAUUAUAUAAAAAAUCAGUUUUAUUUAAAGAAAAAAAUAAUAAACAUUAUGUAGUCUUGAAAUAUAUAUCUAUUUUAAAUUGACUUUAUCAUUAUUUGUCCUCCCUUCAGACCACAUAAUUUUUAUCUAAAACAUUUCCCAAGAUAAUGCAUUAUUUAUAAGAUAAUGGCAGUUAAAAUGAUACCAUGAUGUAUAAAAUUAAUUCAAAGUUUUAUGUGGUACAUAUUAAAUCUACUAUUUUUAUGUAUUUCUCGAUUGAAUGUAUUAUUGACAAGAAUCUGAAUGUGAUAUAAAUUAAAUUGAGAGGUGCUGUUUAUACGCACUAGACAUGUAAAUAAGAGCGAGUAACAUUUUUAAUGGAACGUAACAAAAUAAAAAAUGCACACCAUUCAAUA